This is a messenger RNA of Rubroshorea leprosula, 953 nucleotides long. The record is from the annotation of a GenBank genome assembly. NCBI's taxonomy places the organism in Eukaryota, Viridiplantae, Streptophyta, Magnoliopsida, Malvales, Dipterocarpaceae.
AAAUUUAUUUAAGCGAAAUUAAAUAAUGGUUACCCAUAUAAAGUUCAAGUUGGUCAUGAAUUCAAUCUUAUGCAGGUGACCAAAUUGGUGUUUGUUAUGGCAUGAUGGGCAACAACUUACCGCCCAGCCCAGAAGUCAUAGCUCUCUACAACCAAUACAACAUCCGAAGGAUGAGACUCUACGAUCCGGAUCAAGCUGCGCUCCAAGCCCUCGGAGGCACCAACAUUGAGGUCAUGCUCGGCGUCCCCAACACCGAUCUCGCACGCAUCGCUGCCAGCCAGGACAAUGCCAACGCUUGGGUCCAAAACAACGUCGAGAACCACGCCAACGUCAAGUUCCGCUACAUAGCCGUUGGGAAUGAAGUUAAGCCCUCGGAUUCUUUUGCACAGUUUCUAGUCCCCGCCAUGCAGAACAUCCGAAAUGCACUUCCGGCUGCCGGACUUGGAAUCAAAGUUUCCACGGCUAUCGGCACCGGGGCCCUCGGAGAAUCUUUCCCACCGUCCAAUGGGUCUUUCAAGGGUGAAUAUAUGCUGAUUCUAAACCCUGUUAUUCGUUUCUUGGUGGACACACAAGCUCCAUUGCUGGUCAACUUGUACCCUUACUUCAGUUACAUAGGCAAAACUGAGGACAUCCCCCUUAAUCACGCCCUCUUCGAGACUCCGACGCUAGUGGUGCAAGACGGGUCUCUACAGUACCAUAAUCUUUUCGAUGCAAUUCUUGACGCAGUCUAUGCUGCGCUUGAGAAGUCCGGUGAAGGCAAUUUAGAGAUUGUUGUAUCAGAGACAGAGUGGCUGGCCUACUGCUGGUGGAACGGCAACGACGGUUAAUAAUGCAAGGACUUAUAACAACAAUCUGAUUCAACAUGUGAAGGGAGGGACUCCGAAGAAGCCUGGAAAGCCCAUCGAGACAUACAUUUUUGGCAUGUUUGAUGAGAAUAACAAGGAACCCGAGUA